Clupea harengus (Atlantic herring) is the source of this 614-nucleotide messenger RNA. It is a transcript of the gene nupr1b, whose product is annotated as nuclear protein 1b. Gene Ontology annotation, cellular component: nucleus. The record is from RefSeq and is a predicted model, not a curated record. NCBI's taxonomy places the organism in Eukaryota, Metazoa, Chordata, Actinopteri, Clupeiformes, Clupeidae. Gene Ontology annotation, biological process: negative regulation of cell population proliferation; negative regulation of cell cycle; regulation of transcription by RNA polymerase II.
AACCUCUCGCGCUGUAAACAUCAGCACAGCGAGAGGACAAAGAACUCGGCACCGUUUCACAGUCGGCUCGUUUUUCAGCAACAGCGAGUGUUAUUUUUUAGCUCAUAGCUCAUCUUAUAAAACUCGGUUUCUGUCUUUAGUGAUUUUUUUUGUUGUUGUUAAGUUUUUGAUAUUUAGGAUGAGUUUUGUUGAAGUGAAGAAUCUCGAGCCCACCACUUUCGAGGAAGAGAACUAUGAUGAGUAUGAGUACUACAACCUGACUGACCGUUACACGGGGGGCGCCAGCCGCAAGGGCAGGACCAAGAAGGAGGCGAGCGACAACACCAACCGCCAGAUCCCGGCGGGCCACGAGCGCAAGAUCGUCACGAAGCUUCAGAACAUGGAGAAGAAGGCCAAGGAGUGACGCGCGAGACGCGACCGGACGGCUAACUCUGGUAACUGACCAAUGACGGCCUUGGCAUCUCAGAGGGUGAAUCUCCAUGGCGACGAGAGGCCGUGUGUGUGUGUGUGAGCUGGUGCCCGUCCCUGUGCUGAGCGGCACGUGUGAGGGGGGUGGUGUGUGUGGGACGCGUCCUGAUAAGACCCCCCACCCCACCCCGCCCCGCCCCGCCCCG